AUGUCUGACCAGGAACACACCUUUGAGACCGCCGAUGCCGGGUCCUCCGCCACUUACCCUAUGCAAUGUUCCGCCCUUAGAAAGAACGGGUUCGUUGUGAUCAAGGGCAGACCUUGUAAGAUUGUCGACAUGUCGACUUCGAAGACCGGGAAGCACGGUCACGCCAAGGUUCACCUGGUCGCCUUGGAUAUCUUCACUGGGAAGAAAUUGGAGGAUCUGUCCCCCUCUACACACAACUUGGAGGUCCCCGUCGUUAAGAGAACCGAGUACCAAUUGUUGGAUAUCGAUGAUGGGUUCUUGUCCCUGAUGACCAUGGACGGUGAGACCAAGGAUGACGUUAGACACCCAGACGGUGAGUUGGGUGACUCUAUGCAGGCACAGUUCGACGAGGGCAAGGACUUGAACGUCACCGUCAUCACCGCAAUGGGUGAAGAAGCUGCCAUUUCCUUCAAAGAAGCUCCAAAGUCCGAUUGA
Huiozyma naganishii CBS 8797 is the source of this 474-nucleotide messenger RNA. RefSeq lists its product as uncharacterized. The record is from RefSeq and is a predicted model, not a curated record. Gene Ontology annotation, biological process: positive regulation of translational termination; positive regulation of translational elongation. Gene Ontology annotation, molecular function: translation elongation factor activity; RNA binding; ribosome binding. NCBI's taxonomy places the organism in Eukaryota, Fungi, Ascomycota, Saccharomycetes, Saccharomycetales, Saccharomycetaceae. Bases 1 to 474 code for a protein of 157 amino acids. The transcript has a single exon.